Molecule: messenger RNA, 1098 nt
Organism: Pocillopora verrucosa
Lineage: Eukaryota; Metazoa; Cnidaria; Anthozoa; Scleractinia; Pocilloporidae
Source: RefSeq, a predicted model, not a curated record
AUGGCUUCUAAUAAUUCUGGCGAAGGAGCAGAAACCGUUGAGAUCACUGAGUUAAAUGCUAUCAAAAGCAUAAAAAACGAUGAGAUAAUCGUUGAAAAGGCAGGAGCUGAUUCAAGUGACGAGAAGAGAGAGAAAGCAAGACAUCAUUUCUCUGAGCCGUGGGAAGACAGUGAUGUGAUUCUAGUUGUGGAGAAUGAAAACUUUCAUGUUCAUCGCCUGAUACUGAGUAUGAACUCACCAGUGUUCAAAGCGAUGUUCAAAUCUCAGUUUAAAGAGGCAACCGCCAACGAGAUUCCACUGCCUGGGAAAAAUGUAAAGGGAGUCUUGGACUUUUUGAUGAAAAUUUAUGGGCCCCAGUAUACAAAAAAAGAAGUGGAAUUCACAAUGGAAAACGUGGAACAACUUAUGCAGUUGAGUGACGAGUAUCAAGUAACAGAACACAUUUUCCAACCUUGUGUGGAGUUCCUUGAAGACGAACCUAAAACUAAGGAAAAUGUCAUGAAGAUUCGAGCGCUUGCGGAGUUUUAUGACUUGGAGAAAGUGCGUCAAGACUGCGACAAACUGCUCAAGGGUAUGACGCUGGGGACUCUCUCUAAAACCGUCCAGUUUGAAAAUGUUGAGAAGGAUAAACUGCAGCAUUUUCUGACGCAGAGGAUUGAAGUGCUAGAAGGAUAUCUGGAGAAAUUGUAUCUACAAUUCAUGGGCCUCUUGGAGGGUUGUUUGCGGUUGUUCCAUGAGGAUAGACAGUACCUGCUGCAAUGGUGUCCUAUUCAUUUCAGCAACGGAAAAGUUAAAGCAAGAAUCAAACUUGAUGAGUGUAUCAAGGGUUGUAAAACUUGUCAAGGAAUGUUGGGUCAUUUUGCUUCAAAUAUCUCUCUGAACUUUAAUGCCGAAAAUAGUUUGCCAAGUAUAAUUCAGAGAUACUCUCAGGAGACUGUUCUUGGAGGUGCAGUUCUUGUGGGUAUGCUCUUCAAUAUAUCUUCCAAAGAGCCAAGAGGUGGAAUUCCACCAGGCCUCAGUCUGCAGAGUGUGGCAGAAAAUUUGGGUCAGGGUGUUAUUCCAGCUAAUGUUAAUUUCAAGGAAAAUUCAUUAAAUUAA